GCGAACCCGACCGGGCGCCGCUGUUGCUAGCUCUGUUCGUCGCCGCCUGUCGCGGCCCGCCGGAAGUGACGUGCGGCCGGAAGACGGCGAGUUUCCUGUUUUUAUCGCCGUUCUACACCGAGCACCGGGGUUCACGUGACACUGGCGGCAAAGAUGGCAACCCCUGUGAGCGCACAGUGCUCCAGUAAAACAUGGGAGCUGAGUCUGUACGAGUUGCACCGUACCCCACAGGUACCACAAUGUGACGCCAUCAUGGAUGGUACGGAGAUAGCCGUGUCUCCACGCAGCCUUCACAGUGAGCUCAUGUGUCCUAUCUGCCUGGACAUGUUAAAGAACACAAUGACCACCAAAGAGUGCCUCCACCGCUUCUGCUCAGAUUGCAUCGUGACUGCCCUACGCAGCGGGAACAAGGAAUGCCCCACAUGCAGAAAGAAGCUUGUCUCGAAACGCUCCCUUCGCCCAGACCCCAACUUUGACGCGUUAAUUUCCAAGAUCUACCCGAGCAGAGACGAGUACGAGGCCCACCAGGAUCGAGUCCUAGCAAAGCUGAGCCGGAUGCAUAAUCCACAUGCCCUAAGCAGCAGCAUUGAAGAGGGGCUUAAAAUGCAGGCAAUGAACAGGGCACAGAGGGUGAGGAAACACCCACACGAGUCAGACAACACUACUUUCAGUGGUGGAGAGGAUAACUGCGACAGUCGCUCUCACGUUAGUAAUCCAUCGGUACAUAGCAACCAGGAGGCCGGGCCGAGCCGCAAGAGGUCCCGAGCUUCUGAGGAUUCUGGGGCAGAACCAGAUCUUUCACACGAAGGUGGAGUACGAAGUCCAGACCUACAGGGAACGGGAGAGCCUGGUAGUGAAAUAGAACUGGUGUUCAGGGCUCACCCAUUGCUGGUGGAGAAGGACGAGUACAGUCAAACCAGGUUUGUAAAGACGACAGCAAACGCCACAGUUGAUCAUCUCUCUAAGUAUCUGGCUCUUCGGAUUGCUCUGGAGGAACAGGCUAUGCGGCAGGGAGGAACAGAGGGCGUGACACUGGGGGAGGUCAGUGAGAAGCAAUACACAAUUUAUAUCUGCGCGGGGGCUGCUGGUGGACAAUACACGAUUUUGAAUGGAUCAUUAACCCUGGAGCUCGUUAAUGAGAAGUACUGGAAGGUGAGCAAGCCUCUGGAGUUGUAUUAUGCUCCUACAAAGGAACAAAAAUAAAGGGGGUGACCCCCCCUCCAGGUGUGAGAAGACAGACUGGUAAACCUAGAGACGGUUCUCCUCACACACAGUCCCACCGUAGAAAGAUUCUACAGCCAAACUUUUGUGGAGAGGCACCAAGAAGGGACCUACGGGGAAGAAAAUGGCGCCACCCUAGGAGACGGUUGGCCAGCCUCCCAUCAUUGUGUGGAUUACUGUUGUUGGCCAGAAGGAAGUGGUGUCCUCCUCACUCUGCAUAGUCCAGGAGCACAAUUAGGCAGAAAUCAAUCCAUUCAUCGGACCCCCCCGCCACAGGCUUCAAGUGCUACUCCAUAAAUCGUGUUUAUUGGGGGGAAAGUCCCAUGAAGACAACAUUUUAUUUUAUUUUUUUUGCCUCCUGCAAACUUUUUCACCUCCGCAGCUCAUCGGUUCUUAGUGGGAUUAUAAUAAUUUAUAUACCGUUCACUAUAUUGCGCUGGUAUUUUCCUAAGCUUGUAACAGUCUUUUUUUUUUUUUUUUUUUACUAGAACAAUUUAAUUUUUAGGUUUUUAUUUGCCUUUUCAUGCCGAGGUGGAAAAAAAAGAAAAAAAAACUUAACAGCAGCAAUAUAUCUACUUUCUGUACUCAGUCUAAAUAUCGUGUUUCUCUAUUUUUUCCUACGCAGGAAUGAAAGUCUUUUCUUAGUAGGAAUCAGGGGAUUUUUUUUGGUGUAAGCUGUGCAGGUUACAAUGCUUUUGAGUAAAUACAUAUUUUUGUUUGACAUGAA
Messenger RNA from Rana temporaria (common frog), 1948 nucleotides. It is a transcript of the gene RING1, whose product is annotated as ring finger protein 1. Gene Ontology annotation, biological process: negative regulation of DNA-templated transcription. Bases 154 to 1203 code for a protein of 349 amino acids. The transcript has 7 exons. Gene Ontology annotation, cellular component: ubiquitin ligase complex; PcG protein complex. Lineage: Eukaryota; Metazoa; Chordata; Amphibia; Anura; Ranidae. The record is from RefSeq and is a predicted model, not a curated record. Gene Ontology annotation, molecular function: ubiquitin protein ligase activity; chromatin binding.